GCUAGACACGCUGCUGCACACAUUCUCAGACGCAUAUACACAGUAGUACGCAUACACCUGCUGGACAUCUCCUUGCUCUCGCUGCUGCACAGGAUUGAGAGUGCGUGCCGGUGCCCGGUUAACUGAUCGGAGCAGAGGUCGUCGUAAGUCCAUGGCGAUCAGGAACAUGACGGUGGCGACGCGGUCGCUGGACGGGGACAUGACGGUGGACGAGUUCAAGGAGUGGCUCCGGCGGUUCGACGUGGACCGGGACGGGCGCAUCAGCCGCGACGAGCUGCGGUGCGCCAUGCGCACCAUCCGGACGCGGUUCACGGGCUGGAGGAGCAAGCGCGGCAUCGAGUACGCCGACGCGGACGGCGACGGCUACAUCGACGACGGCGAGGUGGACGGCCUCAUCGACUACGCGCAGAAGUGCCUCGGCCUCAAGAUCGUCGCCUACUAAGCUAGCCAGCUGCUAGUACGCAUGAAGCUCUCAGCUAAAAUUAAUAAGAAGCCCUCCAUCGUUUGCUGUACCCCUGAAUUAACCCUAUGCCUACGCAUGUAUUUGCUGUUUAUCGUGUACUCCUGAUUAGCUGAUUUUGCACCGUGCCUGUGCGUUUGUGAUGUAUAGUACUUGCUCUGUGUGUGGCACACUGGCAGUCCGGCACACGGCAGCUGGCAGGCUCGCCUUGCCUGUAGCUGGUGGCAUGGUUGCCGGUGGUGUUAAUUUGCUCCAUCUAUUCGAGAAAUUGUCAGUUUUUCUUGACAA
Messenger RNA from Brachypodium distachyon (stiff brome), 748 nucleotides. RefSeq names its product probable calcium-binding protein CML15. The record is from RefSeq and is a predicted model, not a curated record. Lineage: Eukaryota; Viridiplantae; Streptophyta; Magnoliopsida; Poales; Poaceae. Gene Ontology annotation, molecular function: calcium ion binding. Bases 152 to 442 code for a protein of 96 amino acids. The transcript has a single exon.